AUGGAGAAAGCUUAUUUCUUCUUGCUUGUAGCCUUGGUAGCAAGCCUAGCCACAGCUUCCUCAAGCACCACUAACGUUGUUGCCCAUAACAACACCAGUGAUCAUGAUCUAGGCGCUCUUCUUGCCUUCAGGGCUGCCAUUUCCGACCCCCAAAACAUCCUUCCAGUCAAUUGGUCCACUUCUACCUCUGUUUGUAACUGGAUAGGAAUCACUUGUAACAGACGCCAUCGAAGAGUCGCCGCCAUACAACUUCCCAAAAUGGGCUUAGUUGGAACCAUACCUCCACAGUUGGGGAAUCUCUCCUUCUUAGUCUGGCUGGAUCUUGAAAACAAUAGCUUCCAUGGAAAUCUUCCAACUCAGAUGGUUCAUUUGCGUCGACUCAAGCACAUCAACUUGGCAUUCAAUAGCUUUGAUGGCGGAUUUCCAUCAUGGUUGGGAGCUUUAUCUCAACUUCGUUACCUUUCGGUCCUUGGUAACAGAAUUUCUGGUUCAUUGCCACCAACGUUCUCUAAUGUAACAAUGUUAGAGACCAUCACGUUAGGUCGGAACCUCAUAACUGGAAAUAUACCUCAAGACUGGAGUGCUUUACAGAACUUGGAGGUCCUUGACAUGGCAAAUAAUAAACUCGAAGGCCCUCUGCCUGGAUCUUUAUUUAACCUCUCGUCAUUGCAGCACUUUAGUUUUUCGAAUAAUAGCUUAUCCGGUUACCUUCCGGCACGUAUCUGCGAUCAUCUGCCACAACUCAAAGGGCUUUAUUUGUCAAAUAACGAGUUUGGCGGCGCAGUCCCUGCUGGCAUUGGAGGUUGUCCGAGGCUUCAAUUCUUGUCCUUGUCAUACAAUAAUCUGGCAGGAAAUAUACCAAAAGAAAUUUCGAAUCUAACCAUGCUUAGGGUGGUGUUUCUAGCUCCAAACGAUGUUCAAGGUCAAAUCCCAGCAGAUAUUGGCAAUCUUACUAAUUUGGAGCAGCUAGGCAUAGAGGUGGCUAAUCUGACAGGUAACAAUUAG
Molecule: messenger RNA, 1005 nt
Organism: Coffea eugenioides
Lineage: Eukaryota; Viridiplantae; Streptophyta; Magnoliopsida; Gentianales; Rubiaceae
Product: LRR receptor-like serine/threonine-protein kinase GSO1
Exons: 2
Coding region: 1-1005 (334 amino acids)
Molecular function (GO): protein binding
Source: RefSeq, a predicted model, not a curated record